This is a messenger RNA of Hydractinia symbiolongicarpus, 2014 nucleotides long. Its product is annotated as DAZ-associated protein 1-like. Gene Ontology annotation, cellular component: cytosol. The record is from RefSeq and is a predicted model, not a curated record. NCBI's taxonomy places the organism in Eukaryota, Metazoa, Cnidaria, Hydrozoa, Anthoathecata, Hydractiniidae. Gene Ontology annotation, molecular function: RNA binding. The coding region runs from base 59 to 1267 and encodes 402 amino acids. The transcript has 4 exons.
GCGAUAAAUAACAACAACAACACAUAUAAAACAAUAAACAAAUUACGAAGAAAUAAUUAUGACUGUGGAAGAUUUGUGCGUUGCACAGGAACUAAUCGAAGAGAUACAUGCUGAUCUCGAUUUAGAUGAAGAUGGAAUCACAGAUGAAGAAGUGAACAGAAGAAAGACGCGCAUAUUUGUAGGUGGUUUGAGAUUUGGUUCGGAAGAUCAUGUUUUGCAUGAUUAUUUUGAUCAAUUUGGACCAAUCAAAGAAGCUGUUGUGAUCAGAGAUCGAAAGACUGGUUUGUCGAAAGGAUACGGAUUUGUGACGAUGACGGAAGAAAUGAAUGCAUUGAAAGCCAUUUCUGAUAAAGCACCAAAGUUGGAUGGAAGACGAUGCAAUGUCAACCUUGCUUAUAUUGGACAAAAGAAAAAACCACCAUCAAAGAAAAACGAUUUUCGGUUUAAAGAAAUUGGUCCUUCGUCUCCUACCAAUUAUUAUUUGAAUGGUCUGUAUCCUCCUCAACUAGUGACAAAAAAUGGUCAUUAUCCUUUAUUGGGCUUGCCACCCCUCCAUGGGUGCCAACCAAUUUAUCAUUUUGCACCAAGUCCAACAACAGCCUACGAGAAUCACAACACUUGCGAUCCUUACAUGCACCACUCUCCGAUGACGCCGAUAUCUCCCAUGUAUCCACAGACGAUUUUUUUCUCGCAGCCCAUGAUACUAAGCCCAUCGCCCUUAAACAACAACAACAGCUACGCGUAUCCCCCUCCCACGUUGUCACCGAACAGUGACUGCGAUAAAAAUAAUACCAUCGCGGAUAACAUCGCACCUAUCGCGCCUGUCGCAUCAUCACCUUCGUCAUUCACAUCGAUGACUGUAUCGCAUCAACCACCGGAUAUAGUUCCUAUUACGUCACAUAAUGUAACUGGUGGUCCAAUUAUUAUGGCACAAAAAUCUCCCAUAAACGGAAAUGCAAUUGUCCUGAACAGCCAUCAUGAUCACGUGGGUACAAGCUACCAAACUUUAAACAACAACAACUUGCCGACAGUAAAUGGUUCCUCUAAUACACAUCUUAUUCAAAAUAAUAAUCACAUCAUCAAUGGAAAUUCGAGUCAUUUAUUCAACGGAAAUCACGUGAUGAACGGUCAUAAUUCGGUAACAACAUUUGUGACAUCACCAUUAGCCUCGCCUUCCACACAUCACACAAACCAAAAUCAUGUUUUUCAUUACCAACCUCAACAACAGCAUUACUUGGCUCAUCGAGACAUGAUCCAUCAAAUAUAAACAUAAGAAAGACGAGCGAAAAGAAACUAGAUUUACACGAUAAAAAACGAUAAUGAACGAGGGGAGUUUACGGGUAGUAGAAAUUUUUCUUCUCUUAACGAAAGAAAUAGAACGCAUAAAUUUAAAUACACAUCAAAUCACGGUUAUUUAAACAUUUUAUAUUUUCGUUUCACGUCAUCUGAUGUCCUGUUUUAGAGGUCUCACCAGAUGUAUUAUUUCGUUUUGUUUUAAGUGAAUUUUAAUGGGAUUUUAGUUUAGGAUUUUUUUAAAUCCAGUGAACUGGCGAAACACUGAAGAUUUUCAGAGGUCAAUUAUUGUCAAAAAUUCAGAAUAAUUCUCGAUCUUCUGCAGUGGCUUUGUACAUGGUUACAGUGUUAAAGUAGCUACGCAAUUCAUAACUUUCAGCAUCAUUGGUUAAAAAAUUUAUAUUUUACGUAAAGUAGAUAAUUUCUUUUUAAAUUACGAGAAGUCAACACAUCGUGUCUUUUAGUUAGAAAGAAGCCUUUCUUAUUAACUAAAAAAGAGGCUCAUUUGCUGGAGGUUCAAGUCUAAAUACACAACAAGUCAUGACACCAACCAGCGAAGUCACACAAACUAAAAUUUUAUAUUUCUAGCAUAUAUGUUUUAUUAUAUAUUCAUUCUUUAUUGUAUUAAUAUUUUAAAUUUAUUUCAUUUUUCUUUCUUUUAUACAAGUCAUGUACAAAGAUACUAAUAAUUAUACUUAAAAUAAUAAAGACAAAAUUUUAA